This is a messenger RNA of Rhizopus microsporus ATCC 52813, 1928 nucleotides long. Its product is annotated as amino acid transporter. The record is from RefSeq and is a predicted model, not a curated record. Lineage: Eukaryota; Fungi; Mucoromycota; Mucoromycetes; Mucorales; Rhizopodaceae. Gene Ontology annotation, biological process: transmembrane transport. Gene Ontology annotation, molecular function: transmembrane transporter activity. Bases 187 to 1863 code for a protein of 558 amino acids. Gene Ontology annotation, cellular component: membrane. The transcript has 6 exons.
UUUUUUUUUUCUUAAAUCCUCCUCUUUUUCUUGAUAUUCACUAAAGACAAGAGAGAAAUCUAAUUAAAUCAAACUAGAUUCUUAAAUACACUUUUUAAGGAAAAAAAAAAGCUUUUAUACCUUUUAUACUCUCUUUACUUUUUUCUAUAAACCAAAAAUUCCGCCUCGUUCAAAUAUAGUUAUUAUAUGGUUGGCAUGGACCGUCACCUAAAGCAAUCUGACAAUGAUAUUGAACAAACAGGAGUCUAUCAUGAAUACCAAACAGAGGAAGAACUUUUGCAUUCUAUGGGUUAUAAGCAAGAAAUGAAUAAGACUAUGUCUACCAUUUCUAAUUUUUCUAUUGCUUUCGGAUGUUGUUCUAUCCUCUCUGGCCUGACGCCUAUGUGGGGUGAUGCUAUGUUGGCUGGUGGAUCGGUGGCUGUCGUAUGGGGUUGGAUCCUUGUGUCCCUCUUUACAUUUGGUGUUGGUCUGUCGCUUGCUGAAAUUUGCUCGGCCUAUCCUAUCACAGGUGGUCUCUACAUUUGGGUCUCUAAGCUAUCUCCACCAGAAUAUGUGCCCAUCAUGUGUUGGCUAACCGGAUGGUGCAAUUGGCUUGGUCUGACUUUUGCCAUUACAUCUGCAGACCUUGGCCUUGCGCAAUUCAUUGCAUCUAUUGUCAACAUUAGUGAUCCAAACAAUAAUCCCAGUAUCUAUUGGCAAUACGGCAUUUUCCUUGUCAUUGCGUUUAUUCACGGUGUCAUUAAUUCAGUUAGCGUCAAAUACAAUGGCUUUUUCAAUCAAACAUCGCUGUACUGGCAUUUGAUUGGCACACUUCUUCUCAUCAUUGUCGCGCUUGUCUUGACGCCUAACAAAGCUAGUGGCAAAUGGGUUUUUACUUACUUUGACAACCAAACUGGCUUUUCAUCUAAUGGAUAUGCAUUCUUAAUUGGUCUUUUACAAUCACAGUAUACCUUGUCUGGUUUUGACAGUGCAGCACAUAUGUCAGAUGAGACUCGUGAUGCCGGACGCAGUGCACCUAGAGGAAUUCUUUACGCUAUUGGUACUGCUGCCAUCGUUGGAUUCAUUUUCCUUGUAUCUGUGAACUUUUGUGUUCAAGACUACCAAGCUCAAAUUGUCAAUACUGACAUCUCUCCAGCAAUGACCAAAAUCUUUUUGGAUGGUGUUGGAUACAAAUGGACGGUCGUCUUUACCACCAUCAUCAUGGGAGCCAUGUUCUUCUCUGGCUCGGCUCUCACGUUAGGCAGUUCACGUAUGGUCUAUGCCUUUGCUCGUGAUGGCGCCACUCCAUUUUCAAAAUAUCUUGCCACAGUCAACAAGAAGACGAUGACACCUAUCUAUGCUGUGUGGUUCAACGUGAUCUUUGCUAUUAUUGUAGGUCUAUUGUACAUCAUUAACGAAACAGCCUUCAAUGCUAUUGUCUCAGUAAAUACUAUUGCCUCCUCUAUGGCUUACUUUAUUCCCAUAGCACUCAAGCUCACUGUGGCCCGCAAGGCGUUCAAACAUGGCCCAUUCCACCUGGGUCCCUUUUCUGACGCGAUCAAUGUAGUCAGUCUUUGCUGGAUCUUACUCACCUCCGUUCUUUUUGUUUGUCCAACCGAAUACCCUGUUACGCCUUCCAACAUGAAUUAUGCAAUUGUCGUUUUCUGUGGUGUCAUUGGCGCCUCCAUUGCGUACUAUCAAUUCCGUGCUCGACACUGGUUCCAUGGUCCUGGUAAAAGCAUGGAGCCCGAUCCCAUAUUGGACGGCAUCCCUAUUGAUACUGGAGACUAUACCAAAAAGGCAUCAUCUGAUGACACAGACUCUAGUCAAAGUGAUGGUAAAGCAAAUAACAAGUACAAUGUGAAUGAAGUUGAAAAUGCUUAAUUUAUGUAAAUAUAUUAACUAUAAUUAUAUUAUUAUUAAAACAAUAUAAAUUUAUUAUUAAUGCA